AUGCUCACCGCUAAGGGCAUUGUGGUCUUCUCCGGCGGCAGCGCUGCCAACUCUCUCGUCGAUGUCUUCGAAGCGGUUCGCGAGAGCAAAGACUGCCCUCUGUCCUACAUCAUUCCUAUAAGCGACAACGGUGGCUCCUCUUCGGAGUUGAUACGGGUUUUCGGAGGACCGGGCAUCGGAGACGUGCGAAGUCGGUUGGUCCGGUUGAUUCCCACGGAUCCGCCUUCGACAGAAAGGUCGGCCAUUUCCAACCUGUUCAAUCACCGGUUGUCGUCAUCUUCCUCGACAGAUGCGGCGAAUCAGUGGCAGAGCAUAGUCUGGGGCACAUCUGCGCUGUGGAACGGCAUACCGUCGGCCAAGAAGGAGCUGAUCCGGUCUUUUCUCAACCUGCUGAACCUCGAGAUCCUGAAGCGCGCGAGGCCUUCGUCGACUUUCGACUUCACGUCAGCGAGCGUCGGCAAUCUGUUUUUGACUGGGGCACGGCUCUUCAGUGGCAGUUUCGAAUCUGCGAUCUACUUGUUGAGCAGUCUGUGUGCCAUCCCCGACGGGGAGGUGUGCGUUAUCCCCAGCAUCAACUCCAACUUCUCCCACCACAUCGCGGCCGGGCUGGCAAACGGUGAGACCAUAGUAGGACAGAACAAUAUCUCGCAUCCUGCGGCCAAAACCGCCUUGGAGAUGCCCACCGUGUCUCCUUCAAAUACAACCUCCGACUUCCGUGCCCGCUAUCAUGUCGAGCAUCCCGAGGAGAUUGAGGAUGCUCAUCUGCCGGGGACGCUCCCGACGCUGCGACAGCGAAACAUCAAAUUCAGCAAAGAUCUUGACCAAGAUCUCCCAGCUCGUAUCGAGCGAAUAUGGUACAUCAAUCCCUACGGACAAGAAAUGCUACCACCCGCCAACCCACGAGUGAUCUCAGCAAUCAAGCAAUCCCAGGCGGUUAUAUACUCUAUCGGUUCCCUCUUCACCUCGAUUAUACCUUCCAUUGUCCUUAAAGGAGUUGGAGAAGCUCUAAGCUCGACUUCUGCCCGUCAUAAGAUUCUCAUUCUGAAUGGCUCCUUGGAUCGUGAGACUAGUCCCAGUUCGAAUCCCUUCUCUGCCUUUGACUUCGUGGAAGCCAUAGCCCGUGCUUGUGAACAGUCCCAGGGACGUCUAUGGAGACCCAAGCUUCAUACUUCACGAUCAGACGACACAUUAAAGUCGUCAGCGCCAACAACCCCCACAGCUGUUCGACACGGCGAAUCUCUUUUCCCAGGAGCGAACCAUCAUCCACGUGAUGGUGCUCGAGACUCGGUGUACCGUAAAUAUGUGACCCAUGUCAUUCACCUGACUGGUGAAGGAACUCCACAAGUCGACCGAAAUCAUCUUGCAUCUCUCGGGAUUGAUUGCUUGAAGCUGUACGGUCGCAAGAGCUCAAAGGGCGAGAUGUUCUACGAUCCGCAAGCCCUGGUUGGCGCCAUCGAAGCAAUUCUCGGUAGAAAAGGAGAUGCCAUGGCCGUGAGCAGGAGCCGGAGGAACACCGUCGACGCAAAUGCCUUGUCUCAACUGCAGGAAGCAAGGACAAAUGCUCGAAUAGAGGCUCUUAAGACUCCCUGA
Fonsecaea erecta is the source of this 1590-nucleotide messenger RNA. RefSeq lists its product as hypothetical. The transcript has a single exon. Gene Ontology annotation, molecular function: LPPG:FO 2-phospho-L-lactate transferase activity. The record is from RefSeq and is a predicted model, not a curated record. Bases 1 to 1590 code for a protein of 529 amino acids. NCBI's taxonomy places the organism in Eukaryota, Fungi, Ascomycota, Eurotiomycetes, Chaetothyriales, Herpotrichiellaceae.